Messenger RNA from Danaus plexippus (monarch butterfly), 3426 nucleotides. It is a transcript of the gene NGR-A16, whose product is annotated as orexin receptor type 2-like. Gene Ontology annotation, molecular function: neuropeptide Y receptor activity; orexin receptor activity. NCBI's taxonomy places the organism in Eukaryota, Metazoa, Arthropoda, Insecta, Lepidoptera, Nymphalidae. Gene Ontology annotation, biological process: feeding behavior; G protein-coupled receptor signaling pathway. The coding region runs from base 261 to 1754 and encodes 497 amino acids. Gene Ontology annotation, cellular component: membrane. The record is from RefSeq and is a predicted model, not a curated record. The transcript is spliced from 8 exons.
CCAUAACGUUUCUGUCGGCUUUCCACAGUUGAAAUUCGGUUGAGCUAAGGAACGCUCGUCUCCUUUGAGGAGACCGUACGCGGGAAAUUUAGCUUUGAAAGUGAACAGAACUAGAAAUUAGAAUUUUACAUACAUUUGAAAUUAAUUAAGUGCUGGUUUGGGUUUUUUUUUUUAUGGAGAUUUUUUUAAGCAUUUUCAUUGAAAAUGAUUUGAAUGGAAGAUAAUGUGAAAAUAAAAGUUGUGAACUAACAACGAACAAUAUGGCGAUCAAAAUUAUACUAGCAUUAGCCGUGUUGAUAAUUUACUUCCAUAAAAAUGAUGCAAAGAUAAGAUUCAAUGGUUUACAAGAGGAUUUUAUGAUUGAAUCUUAUAAUAACGAUAUAUUCGGCGAGGAUACCUUUUCACGGCUUAAAAGAAGCGUGGAGCAAGAUAAAAAAUUAUUGAUCGGUGAUAAUAAUAAAAGUAAAAAUGAGAUAGAAUCGAAUUCAUCGGAGCCGUGUGUGGGAGACGCAGAAUUUUGUAAUAUGACGAGAGAAGACUACAUACAAAUGCUGUAUGAAUACAUAUAUCCCCAAACUUAUGAGUGGGUAUUGAUAGGUGUACAUACGACGGUGUUUGUUAUUGGUUUAAUUGGAAACUUACUGGUGUGCUUGGCAGUGUACAGGAACCAUGCCAUGAGGACAGUGACCAACUAUUUCUUGGUUAAUUUAGCUGUGGCAGAUUUCAUGGUACUUUUGUUUUGUUUGCCGGCUACGGUUCUGUGGGACGUAACCGAAACUUGGUUCCUUGGAGACGCGUUGUGCAAGAUAUUGCUUUAUAUUCAGUCAGUAUCAGUGACUGUGUCAGUGCUAACACUCACUUUCAUCUCGGUGGACCGUUGGUACGCUAUUUGCUUCCCUCUCAAGUUCAAGUCAACCAUCAACAGUGCAAAAACCGCUAUACUCGUUAUAUGGGCCUUGUCGUUGGUUUUCAAUACGCCAGAACUAGUGGUGCUAACAACGGUGAAAGUAGUACCACUGAGGUUUGAUCUGGAGUACUUGGUCCAGUGUACUGCGACCUGGUCAUACAGCAGCGACCUCAUAUGGCACAUCAUCAGAAUUGUCUUUGUUUAUACGGUUCCCCUUCUUUUGAUGACUGUGGCCUAUCAUCAGAUCGUGAGGGUUCUGUGGAGCUCACAGAAGAUCCCAGGUUUAGCUGAAACCAUGAAACUAGCGUCAGCUGAACAAAUCCAGCUGCAAUCCCGUCGCAAAGCCGCGAAGAUGUUAGUAGCUGUGGUAGUAAUGUUCGCUGUUUGCUACUUCCCUGUGCACCUGUUGUCUGUGCUCCGGUACCUGGAUAUGGAACAGAAUGACAUGAUCACUUGUCUGGCGCUGGUGUCACAUGUUCUAUGUUAUGUCAACUCAGCCAUCAAUCCAUUAAUAUACAACUUUAUGAGUGGUAAAUAUAGACGUGAAUUUCGCCGUGUGUUCUGCUGUAAUCAAAAUCUCACCAGGAAUACAUUUACCACAAUGACUCGGCUGACAACGUCUCGCAAGAAAUACGAAACUGCUGACAAGACACAGAGGAGCUCUUUGAAGUUUCAUAAAUGUGAAAAUAUGGCUUUGAGACACCAUAAUUGUGGUCUGGCCUUGAAGUCGCAAUGUGGUCAUAUAGCGCUCAAUGAAAGGGUCAAUGAAUUGAACCAAGGGUUCAGGGUGUGUGAAAACGUUAUGAAGAACGGUCAGAGGUGUUCCAUUAAAGCAAUCGGUUUCUGAGCUCCGGAUAUAGAUGUGUAUGAUGCUUAUUUAUGGAACCGAUUCCUAUUUGAAUUUGUUGUUUAUUGGUCUUGAAUCAUUAUUGACUUAUCAAUAGCGAUGUCGGCGGCUUUGAAAAACUUUGGCCGUUAUUUUGAACAGUUUCCACGUUAUGUACAACGUUAUUACGUACUUGAAAUUUCUAGUUAAACCAUUUUCAUCAAAAUAUUUCGAAACAUACACAUCAGAAUAAAAAAACCUGUGAAAGGAUAAACUCAUCUUAACAAAGUAUAAUAAUAUUAAAUUGUCAAGAAAAUAAUAAAUUUAUUAUCCUUUGUUCCCUCCUAAGUGUUUACAAAGGACAUUGUGUUUCAGAAUUUUUUAAAUUUUUUUUAUCCUUAAGUUUUUUUCUGUGAAUAUCAGACAGUGAAUAGCACAUGGGAAAUAUAAAGCAAAUAUAUUACCUCUAAAUACACCUCUGUAAUUAUAAUACUUACUUACUUAAUCAAAAUCCGACAACUAUUUAUUUUGGGGUGCUAUUUAAUUUUAGUUAUAAAAUUUUGAAUGUGUUUAAAAAAAAAUAAACGCUAGAAAUAUAAAUAUAAGACGAAGGAAACAAUAAAUGUUAAUAAAUUAUGAUUAUACUUUAAGUAUAUUGGUGUAUACCUACCGUCUAGUCUAUAUAGAAUGUAUUAUGUGCAUCUGUAAGUAUUUUAAAUAAGUAUUUAUACAAUUUCUGGACGUAAGCGGAAAUUUAACACUAAGUUAAUUCGUUACUGUAAUUCCUUUACCUAAAGCUGUGUAAUUCUAGGUUAAACUAUGGAAUCUGUAGAUCUUGGUUUUUAUAUAAAUUAAAUAUUACGAAACAAUUCUUAUACUUUUGUUUUUUAUAUUAUAACACAUACUUACUAUAGAUAUAUUUUUAAUUUUUAAGUAAAAAUUUGAAUAUAUGUAGUGAACGAAAAAGAAUAUAAUAUUAAAAUUACUUUGUAAAUAAACUUAUAACAAAAUUUAGAAGCUAUUCGUCAAUAGUUUUUCUGUUAUGGGUUGGCUAUUUAAAGAAAGGUAAAACUGUUUUAAAAUGUAUGUCGGGUGUGGCUUGAGAAAGAAGAAAAAAUACUUCUUUAAAUAAAGCGACAUCUGUUAUGAUUUCCCCGAACUACAUCAAAUACCACAUUAACUUAAUUUGUUGUUUUGGUGAUGACAUCUAGAUGAAAAAAACGGCUCCAGUUUCAGUGUUGCAAAGUUGGAUAAUUUUAUGAUUUAAACGUAUAAUGUGGGUGAUUAUUGUUAACAUUAAAAAUGAUAAAGAAAUAGUGGAAAAUUAGUUUAGCUGAAGGUAAUGUUAUAAAAAAAAUUGAUAAAUUAUUUAAGUUCAUUCAUAAUAUUAUUAAUUUUUUUAUUAUUAACAAAAAAAUUUUUUUUCAAGGAUUGUACAUGAUAGUUUUAUUCAUAUUUUCGAAAGUCGAGUCCUCGUCGGCGCCACCGGGCUGUAACACAAAGAAGGCCUCACUACCGAUCGACAUUCGACACAUUCGCAUCAAGUCAUUAGAAGGUGUAACUAGUGUUCGUACAGUGAAGGACACGUAUAAUUACGCAAAAAUUGUGACUGGAGUUGGAUAAUAUUCUGUGAAGUGAUCUAGUAAAACAAAGUAGUGUCAAAGGAUAUAAAUAUAAACUUCAACUAAAACUA